Molecule: messenger RNA, 5724 nt
Organism: Homo sapiens (human)
Lineage: Eukaryota; Metazoa; Chordata; Mammalia; Primates; Hominidae
Gene: COLEC12
Product: collectin subfamily member 12
Exons: 10
Coding region: 188-2416 (742 amino acids)
Biological process (GO): innate immune response; vesicle-mediated transport
Cellular component (GO): membrane
Source: RefSeq, marked reviewed
AGCAGAGCGCGGAGCCGGGAGCGCGGGGAGCGCGGGCCGGCGGCGGCGAGGGAGGACGGGGGCGCAGACGGCCGGCGCGCGGCGCGGCUACCAUGGGCGUGCGGUGAGCAGCCGCUCGGGACGACUUCCUCGGCUGCGCGGCGCUCGCGCGGAGCUCCCCGGCCGGCGGUGCGUCCCCACGGUCACCAUGAAAGACGACUUCGCAGAGGAGGAGGAGGUGCAAUCCUUCGGUUACAAGCGGUUUGGUAUUCAGGAAGGAACACAAUGUACCAAAUGUAAAAAUAACUGGGCACUGAAGUUUUCUAUCAUAUUAUUAUACAUUUUGUGUGCCUUGCUAACAAUCACAGUAGCCAUUUUGGGAUAUAAAGUUGUAGAGAAAAUGGACAAUGUCACAGGUGGCAUGGAAACAUCUCGCCAAACCUAUGAUGACAAGCUCACAGCAGUGGAAAGUGACCUGAAAAAAUUAGGUGACCAAACUGGGAAGAAAGCUAUCAGCACCAACUCAGAACUCUCCACCUUCAGAUCAGACAUUCUAGAUCUCCGUCAGCAACUUCGUGAGAUUACAGAAAAAACCAGCAAGAACAAGGAUACGCUGGAGAAGUUACAGGCGAGCGGGGAUGCUCUGGUGGACAGGCAGAGUCAAUUGAAAGAAACUUUGGAGAAUAACUCUUUCCUCAUCACCACUGUAAACAAAACCCUCCAGGCGUAUAAUGGCUAUGUCACGAAUCUGCAGCAAGAUACCAGCGUGCUCCAGGGCAAUCUGCAGAACCAAAUGUAUUCUCAUAAUGUGGUCAUCAUGAACCUCAACAACCUGAACCUGACCCAGGUGCAGCAGAGGAACCUCAUCACGAAUCUGCAGCGGUCUGUGGAUGACACAAGCCAGGCUAUCCAGCGAAUCAAGAACGACUUUCAAAAUCUGCAGCAGGUUUUUCUUCAAGCCAAGAAGGACACGGAUUGGCUGAAGGAGAAAGUGCAGAGCUUGCAGACGCUGGCUGCCAACAACUCUGCGUUGGCCAAAGCCAACAACGACACCCUGGAGGAUAUGAACAGCCAGCUCAACUCAUUCACAGGUCAGAUGGAGAACAUCACCACUAUCUCUCAAGCCAACGAGCAGAACCUGAAAGACCUGCAGGACUUACACAAAGAUGCAGAGAAUAGAACAGCCAUCAAGUUCAACCAACUGGAGGAACGCUUCCAGCUCUUUGAGACGGAUAUUGUGAACAUCAUUAGCAAUAUCAGUUACACAGCCCACCACCUGCGGACGCUGACCAGCAAUCUAAAUGAAGUCAGGACCACUUGCACAGAUACCCUUACCAAACACACAGAUGAUCUGACCUCCUUGAAUAAUACCCUGGCCAACAUCCGUUUGGAUUCUGUUUCUCUCAGGAUGCAACAAGAUUUGAUGAGGUCGAGGUUAGACACUGAAGUAGCCAACUUAUCAGUGAUUAUGGAAGAAAUGAAGCUAGUAGACUCCAAGCAUGGUCAGCUCAUCAAGAAUUUUACAAUACUACAAGGUCCACCGGGCCCCAGGGGUCCAAGAGGUGACAGAGGAUCCCAGGGACCCCCUGGCCCAACUGGCAACAAGGGACAGAAAGGAGAGAAGGGGGAGCCUGGACCACCUGGCCCUGCGGGUGAGAGAGGCCCAAUUGGACCAGCUGGUCCCCCCGGAGAGCGUGGCGGCAAAGGAUCUAAAGGCUCCCAGGGCCCCAAAGGCUCCCGUGGUUCCCCUGGGAAGCCCGGCCCUCAGGGCUCCAGUGGGGACCCAGGCCCCCCGGGCCCACCAGGCAAAGAGGGACUCCCCGGCCCUCAGGGCCCUCCUGGCUUCCAGGGACUUCAGGGCACCGUUGGGGAGCCUGGGGUGCCUGGACCUCGGGGACUGCCAGGCUUGCCUGGGGUACCAGGCAUGCCAGGCCCCAAGGGCCCCCCCGGCCCUCCUGGCCCAUCAGGAGCGGUGGUGCCCCUGGCCCUGCAGAAUGAGCCAACCCCAGCACCGGAGGACAAUGGCUGCCCGCCUCACUGGAAGAACUUCACAGACAAAUGCUACUAUUUUUCAGUUGAGAAAGAAAUUUUUGAGGAUGCAAAGCUUUUCUGUGAAGACAAGUCUUCACAUCUUGUUUUCAUAAACACUAGAGAGGAACAGCAAUGGAUAAAAAAACAGAUGGUAGGGAGAGAGAGCCACUGGAUCGGCCUCACAGACUCAGAGCGUGAAAAUGAAUGGAAGUGGCUGGAUGGGACAUCUCCAGACUACAAAAAUUGGAAAGCUGGACAGCCGGAUAACUGGGGUCAUGGCCAUGGGCCAGGAGAAGACUGUGCUGGGUUGAUUUAUGCUGGGCAGUGGAACGAUUUCCAAUGUGAAGACGUCAAUAACUUCAUUUGCGAAAAAGACAGGGAGACAGUACUGUCAUCUGCAUUAUAACGGACUGUGAUGGGAUCACAUGAGCAAAUUUUCAGCUCUCAAAGGCAAAGGACACUCCUUUCUAAUUGCAUCACCUUCUCAUCAGAUUGAAAAAAAAAAAGCACUGAAAACCAAUUACUGAAAAAAAAUUGACAGCUAGUGUUUUUUACCAUCCGUCAUUACCCAAAGACUUGGGAACUAAAAUGUUCCCCAGGGUGAUAUGCUGAUUUUCAUUGUGCACAUGGACUGAAUCACAUAGAUUCUCCUCCGUCAGUAACCGUGCGAUUAUACAAAUUAUGUCUUCCAAAGUAUGGAACACUCCAAUCAGAAAAAGGUUAUCAUUGGUCGUUGAGUUAUGGGAAGAACUUAAGCAUAUACUGUGUAAACAGUGCCAUACAUUUCUAAAAUCCCAAGUGUAGGAAAAAUAUGCAGACAUACAGAUAUAUAGGCCAACUAUUAGUAAUAAUAUGAAAUAUACUUAAAGAGCUUUUAAAACUUUGUAUUUUUGUACAAAAUAUUUGUCUUUUACAAUUUUUUUCCUUUUUUUUUUUUUGUCAUUUUACCGACAUAAUACAUGGAGCCAAAGAAAACAAUAAUGGUACUAAUAAAAACUCCUAGGGUUUCCUGUCAGAUUUAAUUCUACCCAGUGGCAAAGAAUUUUUUCAAUUGUGGCUUUAAAAAAAUAAUUAAAUAUACAUGUGUAUAUAUAUAUAUAUAUAUAUAUUUUUUUUUUUUUUUUUUUUUAAUGUUUCAUUUCCUCAGAGGAACCAAUCACUUGGAAUGUCUAGAAAUAUCCUUGCAGAUUUUGCCAGUGUCAAUCAAGCCUGCACACAUGCACAGUGAAGCGGGCUGUGCCUGCCUUGAGCCCAUCACCAGCCAACAUUCUUGACGUGUGCCUGACCAGACACAGAAGAAAUGGGCAACUCAAGACGUGCUUCCACUUCAUUUUGGUGGAGUCGGGAGGUGUGGGGGAUGGAGAGGCAUCUGUUGGGAAGGGCACUGAAUCUGGCCUAUCUGGAAGGCCCUGUGUCAUGGCUGAGCUAUGACUGUACUUGGCAUCAGAUCCCUACAGAGCCAACAUUAACUGUCAGGAACGUAUGGCGUCACAUCAGCCAAAGGCAGAGAUGCUAGAAAGAUGGGAACCGGCUACGUGUUACCUGGAAAGUUUGUUUUCUUAAGUCAUAUUCCAAAAACAUAACUCCAAGGCAUACGCAUGAUAAAAUGCAAGAAUAAACUUUUGGCCACUUUGUGGAACUCUUAAAAGAACCUUUCCAGCCGGGCGCAGUGGCUCAUGCCUGUAAUCCCAGCACUUUGGGAGGCCGAGGCAGGCAGAUGACUUGAGGUCAGGAGUUCGAGACCAGCCUGGCCAACGUGGCAAAACCCCAUCUCUACUAAAAAUAAGAAAAUUAGCCGGGUGUAGUGGCACAUGCCUGUAAUCCCAGCUACUCAGGAGGCUGAGGCAGGAGAAUCGCUUGAGCCCAGGAGGCAGAGAUUGCAGUGAGCCAAGAUCGCACCACUGCACUCCAGCCUCGGUGACAGAGCAAGACUCCAUCUCAAAAAAAAAAAAAAAAAAAAAACCUUUCCUCUGAGCCCAUCUUCCUUUCGCUCCUUGACUUUCCUUGACUUGCUGUUGGAAAGUCUAAUAUGAAAAGGGCUGAAACUAGGCAUUAAAUAUAACUGAUGCUCAAAGGUAAGAUUUCCAUCCAACAGAUUCCUUCUCCCUCCCAAGGGUCUUCCCAGGCAGUGCUGCUACUUAUCCCAAAUAAAAUGGUAAAAGAAUAAAGACAGCCGGGCGCGGUGGCUCACGCCUGUAAUCCCAGCACUUUGGGAGGCCGAGGCGGACGGAUCACAAGGUCAGGAGAUCGAGACCAUCCUGGCUAACACGGUGAAACCCCGUCUCUACUAAAAAUACAAAAAAAAAAUUAGCCGGGCGCGGUGGCGGGCGCCUGUAGUCCCAGCUACUCGGGAGGCUGAGGCAGGAGAAUGGCGUGAACCCAGGAAGCGGAGCUUGCAGUGAGCCGAGAUCGCGCCACUGCACUCCAGCCUGGGCGACAGAGCGAGACUCAUCUCAAAAAGAAAAAAAAAAAAGAAUAAAGACAGAGUUUGACUUUCCCACCUGCGAACAAGUGGACUGUACUGCUUUGCCCACAGUCUCCAUUCCCCAUUCAUGCUGUUUUCACAGCCCAGUAAUGGCCAACUGCUCAGCACCUGUGUGCCCUGCUGUCAGGCAGGUGGGACCCACAGUCCUCUGGGCCUAAACUGCUGAAGCCUGCACCACAAGGCGGGCACGGCAUUCCAACACCUCUUCAGGCUCAACAGCCUUUAGAGGCUACACUGAGUCCUCUUUUUCAUGCUCUUCCUGGUUUUCAAGUGUCAAUUAAAAUUUGUCUUCAGAAGAAACUUGAAAAUAAGUAUCUGAUGCCGUCAUCAGGAUAGACUAGUAUUAGCUUUCGCAGCUGAAGUUAUUGCUCUCCCAGCCCUAAUAAUAACUUACCAAGUGCUUAUUAUUUAUCAGGCACUGGUCCAAGUCCUUCAAUCAGAUUGUCUCACCUGAUCCUCCCAACAGCCCUAGGAAGCAGGUCUUACUACACUCCCCAUUUCACAGGGACUGGGGCUUGGGGAGGUGAUGCGGUUUCCUGGGUCACUCCAUUACUGAGUAGUGAGACAGGAUUCAGACGCAAGCUUUGAAAAUGUUCUAAUUUUCUUUAGAAGGAAGGGCCCUUCUUAAUAGCACACUGAAUAAAAUCAAAUGAAUAAUCACACAUUACAAGAUGCCUCCUAUACGUCUCUAUAUUUAGCUACUUACAUACCAGGUUUCUUUUUUGUUUGUUUUUGUUUUUAAGACAGAGUCUCGCUCUGUCACCCAGGCUGGAGUGCGGUGGCGCGAUCUCGGCUCACUGCAAUCUCUGCCUCCCAGGUUCAAGCGACUCUCCCGCCUCAGCCUCUGCAGUAGCUUAGGGACUACAGGUGCGUGCCACCAUGCCAGGCUAAUUUUUGUGUUUUUAGUAGAGACACGGUUUCGCCAUUUUGGCCAGGCUGGUCUCAAACUCCUGACCUCAGGUGAUCCACCCGCCUUGGCCUCCCAAAGUGCUGGGAUUACAGGUGUGAGCCACCGUGCCCGGCCUACACACCAGCUUUCUAUUCACCUACACACAACUGAUGCUCUUUUGGAGUGGAGAGUUUUAGUAAAAUAUGAUGGGGUCUUCAGGCACCUGAGUUGCUACUUACUACUAUGAGAAGAUAGAAAAUGUUUUUUCCUCUAAACAGCUUUUGAAAGAAUGAAUGCACAACAAGGCAAAAAAUAAAAACUUUCUUUUCCUUUUCUACGA